Messenger RNA from Hippopotamus amphibius kiboko, 5127 nucleotides. RefSeq names its product poly(A) polymerase alpha (gene PAPOLA). NCBI's taxonomy places the organism in Eukaryota, Metazoa, Chordata, Mammalia, Artiodactyla, Hippopotamidae. Gene Ontology annotation, molecular function: poly(A) RNA polymerase activity; RNA binding. Bases 765 to 3053 code for a protein of 762 amino acids. The transcript is spliced from 24 exons. The record is from RefSeq and is a predicted model, not a curated record. Gene Ontology annotation, cellular component: nucleus.
GUGGUAGCGCUCGGGCGCCAUGUUAGGACGAAGGGGAAGGAGGAGAAGCGCUUAAAGCGGCGGGAGCGGGUGCGGGAGUGGGGUUGGACCCAGGGCUGAGGCAGGCCGCCGCCCCCUCCCUCCCGCCUCAGUGGAUCAUGCCCAGGGCGGCAGCGGCGGCGGUUGCGGGGGGGAAGUGACUGGGCGGUGCCGGCGCAGGAGACGAUGCCGUUAUUAAACUAGACAAACUUGGUGUGAAUUUAGAAAUCUGAGUCUUUAUCCAGUAUUCUGGUAACACAGUUGGAUUAGACCGGGGGCUUUCCAAGCGUUGUGUUCUGUGUGACAAAUGGAGAACCUGAAUAUUUGAGAAAGAGAAAAUGGGAAUCUGCAAGAAAGCUUAACCCCGCAGAGACUGGGCACUCAUUUUGGUGGUCAUCCACACUCAGCUGGCAAUGAGUUUAGCUUCUUCAGAAAGGAAAAGAGUACAGAUGAACUGUUACUUGCUCAAAACUGAACAACAAACAAAACAAAACAAGCCACUAGAGGUUUAUUAUUUUAAGUUAGGAGAACAUGAAUUCAGUUUACACUUAACUUGAAACCUCUCCUUGCUUAAACCAAGUGUAGCUAGAAGAACAUUACACUUGUUUUCAUUUCCUGCUCUAUUAUAUUAAAAUCAUUUAUAAAGAGUAUUCAUAAUGCUGGGGUGGUCUUGAAGGACUGUAGUUUACUUGGAGAAACCCAUAUGAAGCAAUGAACAAUGCAAGAGAAUAGAAUUAUGCUAAGAUAUGUGUUCUGUUUGCAGUCCAGUUACAACGCAGGGAUCACAGCCACCACAGCCACCACAGAAGCACUAUGGCAUUACCUCUCCCAUCAGCCUAGCAGCCCCCAAGGAGACUGACUGCCUGCUUACACAGAAACUAAUUGAGACUCUGAAGCCCUUUGGGGUUUUUGAAGAGGAAGAGGAACUGCAGCGCAGGAUUUUAAUUUUGGGAAAAUUAAAUAACCUCGUAAAAGAGUGGAUACGAGAAAUCAGUGAAAGCAAGAACCUUCCACAAUCUGUAAUUGAAAAUGUUGGUGGAAAAAUUUUUACAUUUGGAUCUUAUAGAUUAGGAGUACAUACAAAAGGUGCCGAUAUUGAUGCGUUGUGUGUUGCACCAAGACAUGUUGAUCGAAGUGACUUUUUCACCUCAUUCUAUGAUAAGUUGAAAUUACAGGAAGAAGUAAAAGAUUUAAGAGCUGUUGAAGAGGCAUUUGUACCAGUUAUAAAACUGUGUUUUGAUGGGAUAGAGAUUGAUAUUUUGUUUGCAAGAUUAGCACUGCAGACUAUUCCAGAAGACUUGGACUUAAGAGAUGACAGUCUGCUUAAAAAUUUAGAUAUAAGAUGCAUAAGAAGUCUUAACGGUUGCAGGGUAACCGAUGAAAUUUUACAUCUAGUACCAAACAUUGACAACUUCAGGUUAACCCUGAGAGCUAUCAAACUGUGGGCCAAACGCCACAACAUCUAUUCCAAUAUAUUAGGUUUCCUCGGUGGUGUUUCCUGGGCUAUGCUAGUAGCAAGAACUUGCCAGCUUUAUCCAAAUGCAAUAGCAUCAACUCUUGUACAUAAAUUUUUCUUGGUAUUUUCUAAAUGGGAAUGGCCAAAUCCAGUCCUAUUGAAACAGCCUGAAGAAUGCAAUCUUAAUUUGCCUGUAUGGGACCCAAGGGUAAACCCCAGUGAUAGGUACCAUCUUAUGCCUAUAAUUACACCAGCAUACCCACAACAGAACUCCACGUACAAUGUGUCCGUUUCAACACGGAUGGUCAUGGUUGAGGAGUUUAAACAAGGUCUUGCUAUCACAGAUGAAAUUUUGCUGAGUAAGGCAGAGUGGUCCAAACUUUUUGAAGCUCCAAACUUCUUUCAAAAGUACAAGCAUUAUAUUGUACUUCUAGCAAGUGCACCAACUGAAAAACAACGCCUGGAAUGGGUGGGCUUGGUGGAAUCAAAAAUCCGAAUCUUGGUUGGAAGUUUGGAGAAGAAUGAAUUUAUUACACUGGCUCAUGUGAAUCCCCAGUCAUUUCCAGCACCCAAAGAAAAUCCUGACAAGGAAGAAUUUCGCACGAUGUGGGUGAUUGGGUUAGUGUUUAAAAAAACAGAAAACUCUGAAAAUCUCAGUGUUGAUCUCACCUAUGAUAUUCAGUCUUUCACAGAUACAGUUUAUAGGCAAGCAAUAAACAGCAAGAUGUUUGAAGUGGACAUGAAAAUUGCUGCAAUGCAUGUAAAAAGAAAGCAGCUCCAUCAACUACUACCUAAUCAUGUGCUUCAGAAAAAGAAAAAGCAUUCAACUGAAGGUGUCAGAUUGACACCUCUGAAUGACAGCAGCCUCGACUUGUCUAUGGACAGUGAUAACAGCAUGUCUGUGCCUUCACCUACCAGUGCUAUGAAGACCAGUCCAUUGAACAGUUCUGGCAGCUCUCAGGGCAGAAACAGUCCUGCUCCAGCUGUAACAGCAGCAUCUGUGACCAACAUACAGGCUACUGAAGUUUCUGUGCCACACGUAAAUUCCAGUGAUAGCUCAGGGGGUACAUCGAGUGAAAGCAUUCCUCAAACUGCCACACAACCAGCCAUUUCAUCACCACCAAAGCCUACGGUCUCCAGAGUUGUUUCUUCAACACGUCUGGUAAACCCACCACCAAGACCUUCAGGAAAUGCAGCAACAAAGAUACCUAAUCCUAUAGUAGGAGUCAAGAGGACAUCCUCACCUCAUAAAGAAGAGAGUCCCAAGAAAACUAAAAUGGAAGAGGAUGAAACAAGCGAAGAUGCUAACUGUCUUGCUUUGAGUGGACAUGAUAAAACAGAAACAAAGAAAAAUUGGAAAUCUUCCUCCUUCCCCCAAAUUAUCCUGAUUUCCAUGAUUGAUAUUUUAGAACAGCUUGAUACAGAGACAAGUACAACUCAAUCAGAAACCAUUCAGACAGCGUCUUCUCUUUUGGCCUCUCAGAAAACAUCCAGUACAGACCUUUCUGAUAUCCCUGCUCUCCCUGCAAAUCCUAUUCCUGUUAUCAAGAAUUCAAUAAAACUGAGAUUGAAUCGGUAAAAACAACCUCAGGGGUCCAUAAACAAUAUCUGCCAACUCAACCUGUUGUCUUCAAAUGCUAAAAAAGGACAAUGGAGGGUACAAGACUAGACAUGACUGAAAAUGGAUUUAGGUUUAUUUUGUGACCUCCCUUACUGGGCUAAUCAGCACUUGAUCGGAAGUCCAGGUUAGUAUGUGAAGCCAGGAGUACUAUUAUUAUUGUGUUAGCAACAGUUGCAUUAACUAUUUCAAAGAAUUACUGCCUUUAAAACAAACAAACAAACAAAAAAACCCACAAAAAAAAACCUCAAGCUAUAUUUGUAUUCAUAAUUGACAUCUGGACUGGGUUUAUGUUUGCUGCAUUGUUUGGAAAAUUUGCAAUACAAACUGGCAUAAGAAUUCCUUAUUCUGAUGAUGCACUUUUAUGUAUUUUUUUUAUUAGAAAGUAGAACUAAUUUUAAAAUUUCAGCUUGAUGGAUUUUCAUUUUUUCCUGAAGAAUUUCCUUUACCAUUAGUCUUCACAUCGGAUGCCAUUAUGCAGAGGCGUACUGUUAUACUUCAGAGAAAGGAUAAGAGUACAUCUAGUUCAGUCCCCGUGAGGUACCUGUAACCUUUAAAAAUGAAAUGACAACUCUAGGGUAUAUAUUUGACAUUGAAAGAAUAAUUAGGAAAUACUUCGUUUUGAUGGGGUUAUGAUUAAGAAAUGAUAUAUUGGUUUUAUUUAUAGAAUUGUUGAGAGUGCAUACAAAUCAGCGAUCAGCCAGCGAAUAUUUUUCUUUGAGCUUGUUAAAGCUCCAUAUUCUUUUGCCUUCAAUCUGUUGUCUUUGAAACAAAGCUUUCCACUUCCUCCCCCUUCUUUUUCUUUUCCCCCUUUUGCUUGUAUGCAUAAGGUAGGACUUCUUUCAUAAAAAACAAAAUGCCAGUAUUUUGUGAAGCCAUGAUGUGAAACCAGUGACCCUGUGGCCACAUGGCACAGAACACUAAAUUUUGGUCCCAUGGCUGAAACUUUAGGGUGACUAAAAAUAAUGCCUGUGAAACAUGAUAUCUCUCUUGGAUGGCUGGCCAUUUGAUCUCUAAAUAUGAGGAAUUUUGUACACUCCACAGAACUCCUGUCUAUAGUAAGGUUGAUUUUCAGUUUUAAAUGUGGGCAAAAAGGCAUUUUCUUCAAGAAUUUUAAACUAGUUUUUAUUUUUAAAUGGUUGACCAAAAUUUGUCAGUAAAAUUUACAUGCAGAAACAUUUAAAAAUCACUUCUGGCAAGCACUUGACAUCUAGUCAGCUCUCUACUCCUUUUUUCAUUUUGUUUUAUCCUAUCAAUAAAUAAUUCCUCAUAAUUAAGCAGCAGAGCAUUCAUCUUUACAGAAUAUGAGGGAUGCCAGAUGUUGAUAAACUUAGUUAUUCUUUAUUAAUCUGGACAAAGCAAACCUAACAGAUUUUUAUGAUGAGCAUGUUUUAUGAAUCCUCCAUUGUGCUCCAUUCUAUCACAUGUGCGUUUUUCAUGUUAAACUGCAAUUACUUAAACUUUUCCCCUAUCCUUCUAAAUUAAUUUUCCAAAGUUGGAGUGCAGUCUUUUCCCCCUUAGGCUAUGCAUUAAUUGAGGCUUUCUUUUCACCAUACUUUGUAAUGUCUAGUAUACAGUAUUUCUACUUCCCACAUCUUUCCUCUGCACAGUCACCUUGCCCUUCCUCCCACCACCUAAGAAGAAAAGAUGGUCAGACUAACAGGUGAAGUCUACAAGGUGUCUGUGUGUUUUGUGUAGCUUCAGAGUUAGAUUGAAAUUGCCAGGCACAGGUUUAGUCUUGUCAUUUUGUUUACACAUUGGGGAAAAAGAAUUCAGUUUAUUAAACGUUUCAUGUAACUGCACCCAAGUUUUGCCAAGCUGGGAACUUGGACCUUUCUGUGUAGUGACUUUUUAAUUCUAGUUUUCAUAACCUGGAGAUCAGACUGUUGCUUUCGCAUGAUGUACGUAGUGUCUCAUGACUGGAGUUUGCUUUGUUUUAUAGUAUCUGUACUCCUUGUAUUUUUCAAGAGCUAUUUUGUAAACAGAUGAUGUAUUUCUCCAUUGAAAACACAAUAAAAAAAAAAAAACAGCACAA